GGACGCGGCCGCCGCCGCCGCCAUCUGUCACCUCACCUCCGGCACCGGCAGCGGGUUGCCCGUUCCCCGCCCGUGUCCUCGGCGGAGCCUGCUCUCCCUCCUGUCACCUCUCAGCUCCGUUCUCGUCUCUGCCUUCCUUCCCGAAUGGAUCUGGUCGGAGUGUCUUCACCUGAGCCCGGGCCCGCAGCAGCUUGGGGACCCAGUAAGUGCCCGUGGGCUACCCCUCAAAACACAGCAUCCUGUUCACUGACUGAGGUGAUGAGUGAGGAGUUGGCUAAAGAGCUGCAGUUGGAAGAAGAAGCAGCUGCUUUCCCUGAAGCCGUUGUUGCUGAAGGACCAUUCAUUUCUGGAGAUAACAUUGACACUUCCAGCGACCUAAUGCUGGCUCAGAUGCUACAGAUGGAAUUUGACAGAGAAUAUGAUGCACAGCUUAGGCGUGAAGAAAAGAAGUUCAACGGUGAUAGCAAAGUUUCCAUUUCAUUUGAAAACUAUCGGAAGGUUCAUCCUUUUGAAGACAGUGACAGCUCUGAAGAUGAGGUUGACUGGCAGGACACUCGAGACGAUCCCUACAGACCAGCAAAGCCAGUUCCUACUCCCAAAAAGGGUUUUAUUGGAAAAGGAAAAGAUAUCACCACUAAGCAUGAUGAAGUAGUAUGUGGAAGAAAAAACACAGCAAGAAUGGAAAAUUUUGCACCUGGCUUUCAAGUAGGGGAUGGAAUUGGAAUGGAUUUAAAACUAUCCAACCACGUUUUUAAUGCUUUAAAACAACAUGCCUACUCAGAAGAGCGUCGAAGCGCCCGUCUCCAUGAGAAGAAGGAACAUUCUACCGCUGAAAAAGCAGUUGAUCCUAAGACACGCUUACUUAUGUAUAAAAUGGUCAACUCUGGAAUGUUGGAGACAAUCACUGGCUGUAUUAGUACAGGAAAGGAAUCUGUUGUCUUUCAUGCAUAUGGAGGGAGCCUGGAGGAUGAAAAGGAAGAUGGUAAAGCUAUACCAACAGAAUGUGCCAUCAAAGUAUUUAAAACAACCCUUAAUGAGUUUAAGAACCGUGACAAGUACAUUAAAGAUGAUUUCAGGUUUAAAGAUCGCUUCAGUAAACUAAAUCCACGUAAGAUCAUCCGCAUGUGGGCAGAGAAAGAGAUGCACAAUCUUACAAGAAUGCAGAAGGCUGGAAUUCCUUGUCCAACAGUUGUACUGCUUAAGAAGCACAUUUUAGUUAUGUCUUUCAUUGGCCAUGAUCAGGUUCCAGCUCCUAAAUUAAAAGAAGUGAAGCUUAGUGAUGAAGAAAUGAAAGACGCCUACUAUCAGACUCUUGAUUUGAUGCAGCAGUUGUAUAAGGAAUGUACCCUGGUGCACGCUGACCUCAGCGAGUAUAACAUGUUGUGGCAUGCUGGGAAGGUCUGGUUGAUUGACGUCAGCCAGUCGGUGGAACCAACCCAUCCUCAUGGCCUGGAGUUCUUAUUCCGGGACUGUAGAAAUGUUUCACAGUUCUUCCAGAAAGGAGGGGUAAAGGAAGCCCUUAAUGAACGGGAGCUGUUCAAUGCUGUUUCUGGCCUGAACAUCUCAGCAGACAAUGAAGCUGAUUUCUUAGCUGAGAUAGAAGCUUUGGAGAAAAUGAAUGAAGAUCAUGUUCAGAAGAAUGGAAGGAAAGCAGCCUCAUUUCUGAAAGAUGAUGGAAGUCCACCUGUGCUGUAUGCGGAAUAGUACAGCAGCGACGGCCAGCUGCCAUUGCCAACGAAUGUGGGUGACCUGACAUAGCAAAGCAGGAGUGGACAGUGCCACUUCUGUGCUUCUCACUUGUGACCCACGUGCCAGAUGUGUGCAAUUUUUAACUCGGCAUUGAAAGAAUAAAAUGUCACUACCUCUCAUCUUACAAAAAGGAUAAUAUAAUUCUUUAACAGGUACAGAUGUGUAGCCAAAGGAGUCUGGAUUUUACACAACUCAUGAUCUGAAAUGUCUUGAUGAGGAUUUUCACAUAGGCAGUGUUUCCAAACAUGGGAGGUGGGGACUGAAGUGUCUGCAGGGGAGGCUGGAUGGCUGCACUGUGCUCCACUCGCCUCCUGCUUUCCCAUGCGUCUUUAGGUAGAUGUUACUGUUUAAAUUAGCCCUUCUCAGCUCUUUGACUGUGAGACCCCAGUGGGUGUUAGGAAUGGGCAUUUGGCUUCAGUGGACAGUGGAAAUAGAUGUAAGCAGUGCCUUCUGUGGUACACCAUGGAUGUGUGGGGUUCUCCAUUUCCAUCUUAUGGCCAGGGAAGAUGACAUAGGUGUAUUUCUUAACUAAGCUUCAAAACUUAACUUUCAGGUUUUCUUCAUUUAGGUUAAAUGGUUGGGAUGUUACUCAUCUAGGUUUAUAAUGAAAAUACAAAGUAUCUAGAAGGGCAGAAUGUAAGAAUCGUAUCUGAUACAUUUUAAGAAGGCAGUGAAACAUUUCAGUUUGAAUUUCCCUAAAAUUGUUCAUAUAUUGAUUGCUGAUCAUUUGGAGAGAAAUAGAGCAGAGUAACUACACCUGGUAUAUAGUGGAGACAACGUCCAGACAGCUCACGGAAUGGUUUAACCAGCUCACUCAGCUGUCUGGCCACUGCCAGCCUCCACACUGCUGGCGAAGGCAAGCAUUGUUCUGAAGACCAGUGGUGGCUUGCUCUCACCUCAUUACCCCAGUUCCUGAAGUCACAUUGGACCCACUAAACAGCCUAACUUUCUGUCUGGUUAUAAAGAGUAAAUGUAAUUUAUAUUUGAAAGAUUUUAACAUUAUUUUAAAUUGCCAAAUAUGUUCUUUCUACACUAUUUAUUUUUGUUUCUGUUAUACUGCUUUUAAUUGCAUUACAGAGGAGUGUGAAUUUAGGUGACUCAUCCCACUUCUGAGAUGUUUGCUACUCCACACAGAGAUUUAAAUGAUGACUAAUUAUUGGCUGGACAGAAAUUCCAGGAAACUCAUUUGAAACAAUCAUUUAAAACUUUGCUUUCUUGACAUAUUCUUUCUCAAACCAUUGCUUGGAGUGUGCUAUGAACUUGCCUUUCAAGAAAUUAAAAAUGAAGAGAUCAUUUUAGAA
Molecule: messenger RNA, 3050 nt
Organism: Grammomys surdaster
Lineage: Eukaryota; Metazoa; Chordata; Mammalia; Rodentia; Muridae
Gene: Riok3
Product: RIO kinase 3
Exons: 13
Coding region: 145-1704 (519 amino acids)
Biological process (GO): protein phosphorylation; maturation of SSU-rRNA
Cellular component (GO): preribosome, small subunit precursor; cytosol
Molecular function (GO): protein serine/threonine kinase activity; ATP binding
Source: RefSeq, a predicted model, not a curated record